Molecule: messenger RNA, 579 nt
Organism: Gilbertella persicaria
Lineage: Eukaryota; Fungi; Mucoromycota; Mucoromycetes; Mucorales; Choanephoraceae
Exons: 3
Coding region: 1-579 (192 amino acids)
Source: RefSeq, a predicted model, not a curated record
AUGGCUACUACGGGUACUACGAUUUCUAUGCUUACUAUGGCUGUCGACUGGAUUAAAGCUGAAGUCAAACUGUUUACCAAAUCAUUUCAAUUGGAGACAGUCAAUUGGAGAAACAAACAGAUUAAACGGUUACAACGUAAACGUAACAAAAUCCUUCGGCAUCAGAAACAUCGUGGUAUAGUGGAUUGGACAUUACCCAUAGUAGAGAAACAAUUGGGAGCUUUGCAAGAGGAAGCUGCUGAAAUAGACGCUCUGAGAGCGGGAAAGCGUUGGCGAGAAAAAGGCGAGAAAAAGGCGAGAAGCGAUCUACGAGAUCCUGUCAGUGGUGAACUUUGUGAAGAUCAAGAGGCUAAAGAGAAAAUAGUACAACAAUUCUAUUCUAAAUUACAUACUCCGGGCCCUCCCAAUUACCAUGCUAUGAACAGAUUGAUUGCUAAAAUUCCUAACAAUGUGAAAUUGAAUGAUAGUCAAAGAGACACCAUGAUGCUGAGUAUUUCUAUGAAUGAAAUAUUGAAGAAUCCAAGUGAACUCCAAGACAAAGUAGCCCUGGCACCGAUGGUCGUCCAUAUGAAAUUUUGA